AUAUCAUAGAGAUAAGCAAUUAUAGGACAUAUUUUUUAACGGUCAAAUGGUCAAGGAUACCAAGUACUAUGAUAUUUUGGAGGUAACUCCACAGGCAGGAGAAAACGAUUUAAAAAAAGCAUAUCGGAAAUUGGCCUUAAAAUAUCAUCCAGACAAAAAUCCAGCAGCAGGAGAUAAAUUUAAAGAAAUAAGUCAUGCAUAUGAAGUUCUUUCAGAUCCUCAGAAACGGGAAAUUUAUGACCGACAUGGAGAAGAAGGACUUUUAGGAGAUGGAUCAGGUGGAAUGAGUGGUAUGAAUGCAGAGGAUAUAUUUUCACAAUUCUUUGGUGGUAGUAUGUUUGGGGGAGGGUCUAAUCGUGGACAUACGGGGCCUAGAAAAGGCAAAGAUCUUGUACAUUCAUUGAAAGUAUCACUUGAAGAUUUAUAUAAAGGAAAAACUUCUAAACUUGCAUUGCAAAAAAAUGUUAUGUGUUCAAAAUGUGAUGGGCGUGGUGGAAGAGAAGGAGCUGUUAAGCAAUGCGGUACAUGUAAUGGUACAGGGCAUAAAACAGUUACACGUCAAAUGGGACCUAUGAUUCAACGUUUUCAAACGAUUUGUCCGGAAUGUAAUGGUGAAGGAGAACAAAUUAGAGAUAAAGAUAGAUGCAAAGAGUGUAAGGGCAAAAAGACGACUAGUGAACGUAAAGUUCUUUCUGUUUAUAUUGAUAGAGGAAUGAAAGAAGGUCAAAAAAUUGUAUUUAGUGGAGAAGGGGAUCAAGGUCCGAAUAUUAUUCCUGGAGAUGUUAUUUUUGUGCUAGAACAAAAGGAGCACCAUUCAUUUAAAAGAAGAGAUGAUGAUCUUUAUACAGUCUUAAAGAUUGAUCUUAUAACAUCUCUUGCUGGCGGAAAAGUUUUUUUACAACAUUUGGAUGAUCGAUAUCUUGAAAUUAAUAUUCUUCCAGGAGAAUGUAUUAAACCAGGUGAAAUAAAAGUUGUUGAAGGUCAAGGUAUGCCUUCAUAUAGACAUCAUGAUCAUGGAAAUCUAUAUAUUCGAUUCGAGGUUGAAUUUCCUGCGCCUCACUUUGUUACCGAUCCAUCCGAUUUCAGCAUUUUAGAAAGAAUUCUCCCUCCUAGAGUCGAACAAAGAAUCCCUAGUAAUGCUAUAACUGAAGAAGUAAUUAUUAAUGAUGUUGAUCCCAUGCAAGAAGCUCGUGCAGAAGGUGCUGCCAAAGGUGGGCGAGGUACUAAUGGCAUGGCAGAAGAUUGUGAUGAUGAUAAUGCACCACCUGGUGUUAGCUGUGCUCACCAAUAAUUUAACAUUAAUUUUUUAAUAAUUUAUAUUAUUAAUCACACA
This is a messenger RNA of Pneumocystis carinii B80, 1333 nucleotides long. Its product is annotated as chaperone DnaJ. Gene Ontology annotation, cellular component: nucleus; cytosol; cytoplasm. The transcript is spliced from 7 exons. Gene Ontology annotation, molecular function: Hsp70 protein binding; ATP binding. The record is from RefSeq and is a predicted model, not a curated record. Gene Ontology annotation, biological process: protein refolding; response to heat. NCBI's taxonomy places the organism in Eukaryota, Fungi, Ascomycota, Pneumocystomycetes, Pneumocystales, Pneumocystaceae. Bases 47 to 1291 code for a protein of 414 amino acids.